Scophthalmus maximus (turbot) is the source of this 2135-nucleotide messenger RNA. RefSeq names its product 7-methylguanosine phosphate-specific 5'-nucleotidase-like. The coding region runs from base 467 to 1798 and encodes 443 amino acids. The record is from RefSeq and is a predicted model, not a curated record. Gene Ontology annotation, molecular function: magnesium ion binding; 5'-nucleotidase activity. Gene Ontology annotation, cellular component: cytoplasm. NCBI's taxonomy places the organism in Eukaryota, Metazoa, Chordata, Actinopteri, Pleuronectiformes, Scophthalmidae. The transcript has 12 exons.
CCCCGACUGUCACCCAAUGUCAACUGGGAUUGGCUCCAGCCCAUCUUUUCUCGGUUCACGGUAAAUCAUAGUUAAGAGAUUUAGGUCUCAAUUUCAUUUUUUUUUAUUUUAGUAUUAGGUAUCAAAAUGUCAAAUUUGGUUGUUUAUGUUGUUAAUAUAAUCAGGAUUGUUAUGGUAACAAUGGAUAAGUCAUUAUUUCACAUACAGUACACGGUCGAACGCACUGCAGUAGGAACUAAUAUGCGUCCGGAACCAUGUACGCUGAGUGCACGGUUCAGUGGGAACGCCGCGGGUGAUGCAAACAGGGAGAACGUAAACACAUCAUUCAAACCAGCUGUAGACGGAAAACAGAGACACUAUUCCAUCAGUUUCUCAAUAUGUUUUUGUAGAUAUCAACUGCUUGUCCUUAUAGCACGAUGUAUUUUAGCGCUGGACAGUAGUUCAGACCGGACUUCUCCGUUUGAAAAUGAUCAUUCCCUGGAUCUACACGCCGGUGCGGGGCAUCCUGGCCAUCUGGCAGCAGCUGACCAAAACCCUGGAAAAGAAGAAUGGGAGUUUAGUUUCAGAAAUUCUACGUAGCAAAAUCCCAGAGAUGGCCAACUGCUCUGUGCUGAUGAGGGAGCACAGCCGAGUGGAGGAGACCAUCCAGGCCAUGCAGCAAGCAGGUGCAGGCAGCCUGCAGGUAAUCUCAGACUUUGACAUGACGCUGACCAGAUUCGCUCACAACGGCAAGAGAGUGCCCUCGACCCACAACAUCCUGAACAACCGGUUAUUGGUUAAUGAAGACUGCACUAAAAAGAUAAAGAAGCUGCUGAACACCUACUACCCCAUAGAGAUUGAUGCAAGACGGAGUGUUGAAGAGAAGGUGCCUCUCAUGGUGGAGUGGUGGAUCAAAGUUCAUGAGCUGCUGAUUCAGCAGAGGAUCAGAAAGGACUUGCUCUCCCAGGCUGUCAAGGAAUCCAGCACUAUGCUUAGGGACGGCUACAAAGUGUUUUUCGAUCGUCUUGUCGAGCAGAGGGUCCCUAUGCUGAUCCUCUCGGCCGGUGUCGGAGACGUGCUGGAGGAGGUGAUCCGACAGAACCACGUGUUCCAUCCCAACAUCCACAUCAUCUCCAACUACAUGGACUUUGACCAAACUGGCGUCCUGCAAGCCUUCAAAGGCGAACUGAUCCACAUCUUCAACAAGGGAGAAGGGGCUCUGUCACACGCCGCUGGCCUCAGGGAGCUGCAGGGCCGACCCAACGUACUGCUGCUGGGGGACUCUCUCGGAGACUUGGCCAUGGCCGGCGGCGUGUCCGAGCCCCAGAACGUCCUGACCGUCGGCUUCCUGAAUGACCAGGUGGACGAGAGGAAAGAGUCGUACAUCAACUCCUUCGACAUUGUGCUGGUGAAAGACGAGACGAUGGACGUUCCGAACGGCAUCCUCAGAGCCGGACGCCUGUUGCUUCCCCGCGGCUUGACUCGUUGGCACAGCUGGACGCAGCUGCAGGCGGCAGCAGGGCGGUUCCGCCCAUCCUGCCUCUCGAGCCGUAAAGCGGCCGCGGACCCCAAAGAGUCCAAGUAUGCCGUGAAGUUCGGGACAGGAUCACUUCUUAACUACAGCAGAACUACAGGAACCCGUGCGGAACAAAUUGACAGAAACAAAGGACGCUGCAACAAUACAGAUGAAAUCAGAACCCGCCAGAGGAGUAAGAACAUCCUGCAGAACUAUAGGACUUCCACACUGAAUGUGACCCGGUGCCAAAAUACCUGUGAUGAGACCAACCACCACGAUGAGAUCACAAGUGGUGUAACCUGAGCUUUCAGCCAAGUCUGUCCUUGAGUGUUUUCAGAUUUUAUAUUACUGUGUUUAGGGAAUAAAGUGUGAUUCGAUAAAUCAUGAAUUUCUUUUGUAUAAUUUUCACUUCUCCUACUUCACUUCAGUGAGGAAAGUAAAUUUGAAUACACUUGAUUUCCCCGUGUGAAAGACUUCAACUCAAAAUGUUGACAUAUUCCUCUAGAGCCACUGUAGGUUUACUGGCAGUGUAACAUGGAUCAUCUUCUCUGGCGUCUGUGCCGUUGCUGCAGUUCUUUAUCGUUCCUGGUGAAACAAAAAACUUCUCAAGCAGUCUUUGUAUUAAAAAAAAAACUAAAAA